AUGGCCUCUGCACAGUUGAGGUGGUUCCUCGUGGCCAGCCUGCACGUUGUGGCGACAGCUGUGGCCGUCGAGUCGCAGGCAGUGGAAGUGCAGCCCGGAGGUGCCGUGCUUCUGCGGACAGAGAAGAGCGAGACGAACCAGCCCAUAGCCACGUGCAAAGGCCAGUUUGCAGGACACUGCGAGUCCUUUCUGGAAGAUGAACCUCGUUGUCGCUCUGCCUAUGCCCACUGCGAGGCCAAGACUUGCUUGCAGUGCGCCUUUGCUGAAGGCAGAUGCGAAGGCUUUUUCUCCUUCGAUCCGGAAAAGCUGCUAUGUGCUGGCGGCGGUCCCUGGUAUGACUGCAGGCUGAACAAGUGGGGCGACCACGUUGUGGCAUGUGAAAAGUGGUGUGGCAUGCCGCCCCUCAUACCUCUCUUUUGGUUGAAGUCAAUGUUCACCGAUUGCAAGUUCACCAACAUGCACCCAGAUGAUGAUGGCUUCUUCAAGCUGCCAUUUCCCGACAUUGGUGGGCUGAUCAAAGCGAAGAUGGCGCUCCUCAGCCCCCUGAAGUUCGAGCCUUGGCGGGGCUGGCCCAUUCGAGAGGAGGAUCCCAUGAAGUUUGACCCAAACGGCGGGUUGCCGGAUGAUUCCACGAGGGAAAUCACGAAAAUCUGUUGUCAAAAGCCGACGAAAAAGUGCCUCACCAUCGGGGAACCCACGGUCGUGGUGAGGGCGCUGCCUGCCGCGGUCGCAACGCUGUUUGCAGAUGAAGGUCUCCUCACGGUGCAAAGAUCCCACCGUGGGGCGCCGACGCAAGAGCGAAGGCUGCGAGGCCGAGGCCGAGACGCCCAAAGAGAAGCCCAGGAGUUCCUUUGA
Molecule: messenger RNA, 855 nt
Organism: Symbiodinium sp. CCMP2592
Lineage: Eukaryota; Dinophyceae; Suessiales; Symbiodiniaceae
Source: the annotation of a GenBank genome assembly